AAAAAAAAAGAAAUCGUUAUGUUUCAGACCCGCAAAAAACCGCCACAAAAGCAAGAUUAGCGAGCGCUCCACCCUUUAUAAUUAUUUUUUUACUCUGGCAACAAUAGCCACCAUCCGUCAAUCUGACAUUUACAUUUUUCUGAGAUUGUUGUCGUCGCAGUGAAAAUAAAUAAAUUAAUUCAAAAUAACACACUUUAACACUCUUAAACUUACCUUGAAAGCUAUGAUAAGUUCAUUCAAUUCAUUAUUUCUAUAUUCCACUUCAAAUCUCAUCCGUUUAGUCGCGCCGAGCGCUUAAAACUGAACCACCUUCGAGUUAUUUUAGUGUUCAAAUUACCUAUUUCUUAUGUAAACAGUGAUGGAAAACUGUUGGGAACCGUCGCCCCACAGUUCCCAGGAUUGUUAUCCGCACUACAACCUAUUCCAGAGCUCGAUAUUCUACGAUACAGACAACUUUCGUGUGCCGUGUCUGUUGGAGGACUCCGUGGCCUCGGAGAGCUCUGAGAAUGAGGAACGGAGCGCGGAGCCCCCGGACAAGCCGCCGGAGGCGCCGGUGAAGGCCAAGCGGGUGAUCGCGAAGCAAGAGCUGUAUCGCGACCCCAAGUUGUUUGGCAAAGAUGAUGGACAAUCAAACACCAAUGGUCCCAUAGAGCCUCCAAACUUGCCGCUGUCCCAGCCGUGGGGCUACGACUGGACCAAGCAGAGCUGGGUGAAGGAGGGUGCUCCAGUGGCCGACAUACAGAAGGAUGAGAGGCGCACACCAGAACACCAGCCUGCUGCUCCGAGGGUUAACAACAGCAAGGCGGAGAGCAUGAUGCACAAGAUGGGUUGGCAGGGCGGCGCGCUCGGGAGGACCGGCGAUGGCAUCACGGAGCCCAUCACACCUAAAACUAUUCAUGUAAGUAAAGUUAGCAUCAAUGGUACUAGUUCAGCGUUCGUUAGUGUCACUAACGAAUUCGAGCCAAUCUUGCAGUCUAACGCAAGUAGUUGA
This is a messenger RNA of Cydia fagiglandana, 991 nucleotides long. RefSeq lists its product as uncharacterized. NCBI's taxonomy places the organism in Eukaryota, Metazoa, Arthropoda, Insecta, Lepidoptera, Tortricidae. Gene Ontology annotation, molecular function: nucleic acid binding. The transcript is spliced from 3 exons. The record is from RefSeq and is a predicted model, not a curated record. Bases 359 to 991 code for a protein of 210 amino acids.